Effrenium voratum is the source of this 3309-nucleotide messenger RNA. The record is from the annotation of a GenBank genome assembly. Lineage: Eukaryota; Dinophyceae; Suessiales; Symbiodiniaceae.
AUGGCAAUGUCCGGCUUCGAAAGUCUGGGAUCUAUCCAGGCGAUCAGGCCCCAUGAUCCAGGCGACGCUGAUGUCGCCCUUGUGCCUCUACCACCUCAGAUGCCCUGCGACUUUCUCAACGCCCCUUCCAAGAACUUUGAAUUCUUGCUGCUGCAGAUUCGCUUGCAAUACGCGCGGGAGACCUCCGAGAUGAGGUCCGAGAUUCUGCGGCUGCUGACUGAGAAGAAUGCCAUGGAAACGGAGGUGGAUUUGCUUCGCACGCAGAACGAUCAUCUGCGCUCCCCCGUGACGGAAGUGCCCACGGACGAGUCCAGCCGGCGCAGCGGUGCCAGCCACGCAAGCGCUGCCUCCAGGAAGGUUCCAACGCUUUCGGCGGCCAUCGCAAAGCAGCACGGCAACCUGCGGGAGAUGCACGCGGAGGAGAUCAUCGAGGCCAUGGACAAGUCAGGGGAAGUUGAGCUCCUGUUCAAGGAGUCCGAUCUCCGGAAGAUGAUCAGGAAGAGCAAUACCACGUAUAUGCCUGCAGAGACGGCUUCGGAGCGGGAGGAGAGGUUGAAGACCAUGUCGCGCAUGGACAUAUUUUCGGAAUUCUUGCAAUCCAACACUUACGAGAUGAUUAUGGCGCUAUGCUUGUGUAUCAACGUGUUCUGGAUGGCUUUUGAGCUGCAGUUCGAGGGCGCGAUCACGGGCUACGGCUUGGGGGUUUACCCCAGCAGAGUCAGCGAGGAGGACAUGAACGGAUGGAACACCUUCUUCCUGGUCGGGGAUAUUUUCUUCACCGCGCUUUUCGCCUUUGAUGUCUUCUUGAGAAUUUUCAUGUUGAAGCUUGCGUUCUGGAAGGUCUGGAUGAACUAUGUCGACGUAGCUGUCACGGCCACCUCCCUCAUCGAAGUCACCAUCUUCUACGCUGCCACGUUGCCGGUGAACCCGGUGCUCUUUCGGCUGCUGCGGAUCGGGAAGCUGGCGCGAGCCAUCCGCAUGGUCACAAUGACGAGUGUGCUGGCGUCUUUGCAGUUGCUGGUGAAAUGCUUGGCAUCUAGCAGCAACAUGCUCUUCUGGAGCUUUUGCCUCCUGACCUUUGUGCAGUGCGUGGCGGGUCUCAUCAUCAGCACCCUCUGCCUGGAAUUCAUUGCAGACGAAAGUGCGGACCUGGCCUUGAGGACCCUGCUACUGCUGCCGGCCGCCCCGGCCGCCGACGACGCUGGUUUCGCUGUCCUGAACAUCAUUAACGCAGUUUUUGUCCAGCAGACUAUGAAAACCGCGAGCUCAGACGAGGAAAUUGCUUUCAAGCAGAAGGAGAAAGACAUUCAAGCCUAUACCAGAAAGGUGAAAAAGAUGUUCCAGACUAUGGACACCUCAGGCGAUGGGGCGAUCAACCUGCAUGAGUUUUCCAAAUUAGUGCAGUCUCCAAAACUGAAGUUUUGGAUGGGCCAGCUAGAGCUGGAGUAUCACGACCUGCUGAGUCUCUUUGAGUUCCUGGACAAUGGCGAUGGGGAAAUCACGCUCAUGGAGUUCAUCGACGGCGCCUCAAGGCUGCGGGGCUCCGCCAAGGCGCUGGACGUCUGGCGCCUGGAGACCAAACUCGAGGUUCUCUUUGAGGAGGUGAUCAACAUGUUGAAGCCCGAGCCGUCUCCCACCAUGAGCCCUGCAUCCCCUCAGCUCGCCAGCGUGCAGCAGGUGCUGUUCUUGGCGCCGCCUCUUGGUUGGAGCGAGGCCAUGCCGCUGCAGAUCAGGGCGAAGGAGGGGCUGCUGGGCCUGCGGCUGCGCGAGCUGGACGUUUCCCCGGACUGGCCUUUGGAGCUGAUGGAGGACUUUACGAGGGAGGCUGCGGAGCUUCUGGGCUUGGACAUGGAAGUGACGCUGGCACCCCUGGGGCCCGAUGAGGCCAUCGACCGGGAUCUGCUGGGCGCCGUAGCACGGCACCGGCGUGGGGAAGGCGCCAGCGAGAGCCUUUUGGAGAUGGCGGCCAGGAGCUGUGAUGUGAACCAGUGGCUUUGCGACUUUUUGAAGGCACAGCAGGGCCCAUUUGCUGACGGCUUCCUUGCUGUGGCCAGCUACAGCCGCCGCACAUUCCGACUGAGAAGGGCUUGGCCAGAGCUCACUGCGGACUAUCCCAUCCAGAGGAAGAAGAAUUCGGAACCGCCCGGGGAUGGCACUGUGCGAGGGUUCUACAAAGAGAGAUACGGCUUGGAGGUGACCGACCCGAAGCAGUGCCUGCUGGAGGGGGGCGACGGCGCGGCUCUGCGGCCCUUCGCCGCGGCGCGGGCCGGGCCGCCGCGCCUCGCGGCGCUGCUGGGCGGGGAGGAGGUUGCGGCCGGUGCUCCCCAAGGCGCCGAGCCGCUUGAACCCGGGCCCAUCCGACUGCUGCCGGAGUUCCUGCGGCCUCAUCCCUUAGCCACGCUGAAGCCGCUGCUGUGCACUCUGAAGUUGCUGCCCUUGCUGCUGAGGAAGAUGCAGCGGCUGCGAAGCCUUUCGCAGCUGCGGAAGAGCCUGAUGCACCCACGUUCGGAAUUGAUGCCACUGUCUCAGCCCCUCUUCCAGCGCACCGCCUACAGCCCAGGCAGGCGCUAUGCGCUGAGUGCGGAAAGGAUGUUGUGUGAGCAGCUGAUGGCGCCCGAGGACAGCGGCCACCGUCUCUCGAAUGUCGAGGUGGAGUGGUUGUUGGAGGUUGCCACCACCAGUUGCGGAGCAGAAGAGCCCUACGACAACUCCCGCCUUGCUUGGCUUGGCGAUGCCGUGGUUUUCUUCAUCGCCGUGUCCUGGGCCAUGGAGUUGGAGGUCUCCGUUCCGCUGCCGCAGCGGCAGCAGAAGGUGGCAGCGCUGAUCUCCAACAGGUGCUUGGGCCAAGCGGCAGCGGCCUUGAAACUUGAGGACUACCUCAACACAGUGCCUCUGGCGGCUUCUGGCGAGACCCGCGAGGCUUUGGGGCGCAAGGCGCCUGCUGACGCCAUGGAAGCCCUGCUGGGAGCCGCAGUUUUGGCAGGCGGCCUGGAGGCCGCCUGUGCGGUGAUGCGGCAGCUGCCCUGGUUCGGCACGGAGGAUGGCGAUGGUUAUGCAGUGCCCCUCGGCUCGCCGACAGAUGCUGCCAGUUGGCUUGGAGCUGCAGUGGUGCGCCUCAGCUGCUCCGCUUGGGUUCUUUGCCAUCACCCCGAGCUCUCGGCCCAGGGCCUCUCUGACCUGCGGCAGGAGUUGCUGACGCAAGGAGACGCGUCCUCCAAGCGCUCCGGCACCGGAUGCGGAGCUGGACCGACGUGGUUCCCAAUCCGUUUCGCCAGCGACUUGUACCCAGUGAUUCCUCUGGUGUUGUAG